Carica papaya (papaya) is the source of this 1818-nucleotide messenger RNA. It is a transcript of the gene RIBA3, whose product is annotated as monofunctional riboflavin biosynthesis protein RIBA 3. NCBI's taxonomy places the organism in Eukaryota, Viridiplantae, Streptophyta, Magnoliopsida, Brassicales, Caricaceae. Gene Ontology annotation, cellular component: cytosol. Gene Ontology annotation, molecular function: GTP cyclohydrolase II activity; 3,4-dihydroxy-2-butanone-4-phosphate synthase activity. The record is from RefSeq and is a predicted model, not a curated record. Gene Ontology annotation, biological process: riboflavin biosynthetic process.
AUAACCAGUGGUGGGGUUUUCUUCUUUCACAGGUUAACCUUUACACACACUCAUAUGUCAUACACACACACAUUACACAAACUGCAAAAAAUCCAAAAACACCAAGAAAAAGAAAUUUUCACCCGCAGAAAAAGAAAAAGAAGAAGCUGUUGAUAUCUGAAAAUUCUGCUUAAUUAUGGAUAUUGCUUUAUCUCCUCACCCUUUAUUUCCUCGCAUUUUCAUUAGCUCAAGUUUUCACAGGCUUUUUGCGGCUCCUCAGAGUCUGGAGCUUGGGAUUUAUCGGCAGAGAUGGUUGAGUUCCACAUGUUGGGCAGUUGGGAUUGGUGAAGGUAACCUGUUUGAUGAUAGUCCUGUGGGAGGAAAUGAAAAUGGGUCGCUGUUGGGUGCCAUUGCCGAGUCAGGUUCAGCUCCGUUUGGAACAGUUGAUGCUGAAAUUACACCAGAGACUAUUGAUUUCUUUGUUAGUGAUGCAGAGGGUGAUCCUGACUGCCCUACUGAAGGUUACUCUUCAAUUGAGCAAGCACUUAAUACACUGCGCCAAGCAAAGUUUGUGAUUGUUGUAGAUGAUGAAAACGGGGAUGAUGUUGAAGGGAACCUUAUCAUGGCAGCAUCUCUAACUAGUGCUCAGGAUGUUGCAUUCAUGGUUAAACAUGGAUCGGGAAUUGUUUCUGUAGGCAUGAAAGAAGAAGAUCUCCAAAGACUAAAGCUUCCUUUGAUGUCACCAGAAACUGAAUAUGAGGACUCGUCCGCCCCAACUUUUACAAUCACAGUGGAUGCAAAGACUGGAACAUCUACUGGAGUAUCAGCCUCAGAUAGGGCAAUGACUGUUCUUGCUCUUUCAUCUCCAGGGUCUAGGGCAGAGGAUUUUAGAAGACCUGGACAUGUAUUCCCACUAAAGUACCGGAAUGGAGGAGUCCUACGGAGGGCAGGUCAUACUGAGGCUUCUGUAGAUCUGAUGAUGCUGGCUGGUCUACAGCCAGUUUCAGUUCUUUCAGCUGUUGUUGAUCCAGAGGAUGGUUCCAUGGCCUCUCUGCCUGCUUUGAGAAAGUUAGCUUCGGAGCACAGCAUUCCAAUUGUGUCAAUAACUGAUUUAAUCAGAUACCAGAGGAAGAGGGAAAAACUGGUUGAAAAAACUGCCAUAUCACGCUUGCCAACAAAAUGGGGUCUAUUCCAAGCUUACUGCUAUCGAUCAAAGCUAGAUGGAACAGAGCAUGUUGCUGUAGUAAAGGGAGACAUUGGCGACGGACAAGAUGUUCUGGUGAGAGUACAUUCAGAAUGUUUAACUGGGGAUAUCUUUGGCUCUGCACGCUGUGAUUGUGGCAACCAGUUGGAUUUAGCGAUGCAGUUGAUUGAAAAAGCAGGCAGAGGAGUUGUCGUUUACCUUCGUGGCCAUGAGGGAAGAGGGAUUGGCCUUGGUCACAAGCUUAGAGCCUAUAAUUUGCAGGAUCAAGGCCAUGACACUGUCCAGGCCAACAUAGAACUUGGCUUAGCUGUUGAUGCACGUGAAUAUGGCAUCGGUGCCCAGAUUUUAAGGGACAUCGGAGUGAGAACUAUGCACCUAAUGACCAACAACCCAGCAAAGUUCACCGGCCUGAAAGGCUACGGCUUGGCAGUCAUUGGCCGUGUUCCAGUCUUGACACCGAUUACCAACGAAAACAGAAGGUACUUGGAAACCAAACGAACGAAAAUGGGUCAUGUCUAUGGGACUGAAAUAGAAGAUCCAUUGGCUUGAGCUUGGCUUAUCAGACCAAAAUUUGAACAAACAGAAGAUUCAGUAAAAGGAGUUGAAAAGGGUAAAUGAGAGUUUGGCAACUGUAA